Messenger RNA from Gigantopelta aegis, 6229 nucleotides. RefSeq lists its product as uncharacterized. Gene Ontology annotation, molecular function: RNA polymerase II transcription regulatory region sequence-specific DNA binding; DNA-binding transcription factor activity, RNA polymerase II-specific. Gene Ontology annotation, biological process: regulation of transcription by RNA polymerase II. Gene Ontology annotation, cellular component: nucleus. The transcript is spliced from 10 exons. NCBI's taxonomy places the organism in Eukaryota, Metazoa, Mollusca, Gastropoda, Neomphalida, Peltospiridae. The record is from RefSeq and is a predicted model, not a curated record. Bases 83 to 4729 code for a protein of 1548 amino acids.
UUUUGAUAAAACGAGAAAAAUGUCCGACCUCUAUUGAAUUUAGGUUUACAUCUUAUUUAAACAGGGCCACCUGCACACUACGAUGGCUGAGGAAGAGGCAACAAACUCCCAGGAUAUGGUAGUUGAACUGACAAUGACGGACCACCCGACGUUCGUUCGGUCGAGUGGAGAAUUUGUUCUGAAGCGAUGUGAUGACCCGGCAUGUCAGUGUGGCAAGGUACACUGUCCGUUCGGCGGUCCGAAUCACUUCAAACCGACACUGCCGGCCCGCGUCCGAGACCAUCUCAACCUGUUCCACUUCAUGCAUGGAGUGCACUACGAAGACAUGCUGAUAGUGAAGUGUUUCCUCGACUGCAACACGACCUUGCCCUCCGGUCACUACCACUGUCCUUACUGCCCCAAGCUGAUCGGAAAGAGACUCGGAUUCUCAAACCACCUCCAGAUGCACAUGGAGAAGAUGGGCAAAGAUGUCAAUCUAAUUCAGUCUCCAGAUUUCAAACAGCCUGAGAAGAUAAUAUUUGAUGGCCUGGAGAUACUGAUCUGCAGUAACCUGUGUGAUGAGGCGCUUGGUAAACACUAUCACUGUCCGCUGUGCUCGCAGAAAAACUUCUCCGAACUCGGGCCCAUGAUGAGUCACCUGUGGCGGUGUAGAGAAGAAACCAGGCACGGCGGACAGCCACAAGUGAAGAAGAAACCCAUGGUGAAGAAAGACCAGAAAUCUGUCACUGCUUCGUUGACGCACCCGUCAAUUGUGAAGUCGCAGAGUGACCUGGCGAUCCAACGCGGUAACGAUGACAAGAAAUAUCGAUGCUCACUGUGUUCUGACGACAAGUACAACCCAGGAAACGAACACCAGCUAGCCGAACACCUGAACACUGUCCACUGGAAGGGACGAAUUGAGGUCAAAGGUAUGUACGUGUUGCCGUGCAACAACACGUGUGAACAGGAGAAGGGAUCUGGCCGGCUGUGCACCCACUACCACUGUCCCUCGUGCUCAGACACCUGGAGAGGCUCCGACAUUCUCCGAUCGCACGUCAGGCUCUGCAAGGGCAAAACCGGCACCCUGAGCACAACGCUGGACCCCAAAACCAGUCGGGAUCUGCCAAAGGAGGCUGCCACGGAAACGGAAGCCCAUGUGGCGUUGAGUCGGAGUUCAGAUGGGGCGGACGAGGUUGAGGCUCUUGGACAACUGGGUCACGUGACUGCGCCCCCCAUCUCGCGGAGGGACAAGGCAAUGGCUGCCAUCAUGGAAUUGGCGGAGUCUUCGGACGAGAUGGAGGCGUUUGACAAAGUGACUGCCGUUGUGUCGAAGAGAAUUAUCAGCAGCCUUCAGCAGAGUGCCAAUGUGGAGGACAUCCUGGACGAUGUUGCUAGGGACACAGGCAUCACGUGGAGCUGGUCGCCGGGGACGAUGGAACCGGUGUACGUGAUGAGCGGAGAUCUGAUAGCGCUCGUCAAAGCCAAGAGAGAACUCAAACAGUUGAAGGAGGUCUAUGAACAGCAGCGGCAGCAGAUUGCCCAGGCUCAGCUGGAGGAGCUGGAGAGAACGGAAGCUAAUGAGGAAGAUCUGGAGGAGGGUUGUGGACACGACCCGGAGGAGGUCCCCGCCUGGUCGGGAAGCCGUAUCCUCCCUAACCCUGAUGAAGAGAUUCCCGGUCAGGUUAUUGGGAGUGAGCAGUUGGAAUCCGACACACCGGGACAGACGUCUAUCCUAGAUUUAGGAUCAGGAACAAUCACCAUAGAGCCAUUGCAGCAACAACAACAUUUCCAGACACCCAGGAAGCAGGACAUGAGCGUUCCUCCCUUGCAGUCUGCUCCACAUCAAUACGGAGUCGGCAACGAAGAUCAGCCGGCGGAAAACGCACAAGUCCAUGUUGAACCAAAACCGUUUGAAAGUGUUUCUGAGGCAAUCCUCUCUGUCGACGAAAUGCUUCGAAAGUCUGAAGAACCAGUACCCGAGGAGGGUUACACUCCAAUGGGUUUCAGUGCCGAUAGAAUGGAUGCUGGUAGAAAUAUGGAGGGAUCGUUUGCCGACACCUUGAUUCAGGCGGCCAGUGCCGAGCUGGUAAUGACCAGACCAGACGGGCUGUCUGUACAAGAUGAGAUGUUGUUGAGGACAGGCACAUCCUUGAAGACGUCCAUGGAACAGAUUGGCCAGGCUCCAAUAUUUGACGAAAGCAAGCCAUUGGUUUCUAACUUGUACGUAGCCGCAGAAGAUGGUGAUGUUGAUUCAGGAGACAAGACUGUGCCAGAGGAAGAAGCUUCUGCUGUGGUUGUUGUGGUGGAAGAGAAACCUGCACCAAAGAAAAGAGGAAGGAAGAGAAAAGGAAGUGUUCCUACUCCGGUACCCGUGGUCAUCAAUAGUCCGUCGAGGUACGCAACCAGGGGAGUGAAGGUGGACUUCUCGUUUUUGCACUCGGGCCGUCGUAAGGAUGAAGUCAAGGUUGAAAGCAGUGAUAGCGAGGCUGAGGAGGUUGCUCCCACUCCUAAAAGACGAGGCAGAGGACGGCCUCCGAAACAGACGCCGACGAACGUGGAGACUGAAGUUGAUGUGUCGGUGAAAACGGAAAAGCGUGGAAGGGGGAGACCGCCUUCAAGAGGCAGAGGCAGACCCCCAGGGUAUAGAGUUACUAAGAAAGAAGAGUCUGAAGAAGAAGAGGAACGAGAAGAAGAAGAAGUAGAGUCUGAUGAUGAGGAAGUAAAUGAUUACGACAGUGAUAAAGACCCCGAGUUCAAAGUGAAGUCUGAGAAGUAUGGAGAAGAGGAGGAGGUAGAAGAAGAAGAAGAAGAGCUACAAGGUGAUGAGAAGGUUGAAAGAAAGCAGAGAAGACUGACAGCCACAGCGUUCAACAUAGCUUCCAUGCCAGUGGUCAAGUUCACCGGAAAGAGAGGAAGCGACGUCGAAAUCGGAGGACAGAAACCGAAACGGAAAUACACCAGGAGGCUGGAGUCAUUCCGGGGCAAGUUGCCAAUAAAACGAAGGGGAAGACGUAGACGUCCCGGGGAACCGAUAACCCAGCCGUUCGAAUCCCUGGUUUGUCUGGACUGUGCAUACAUUGCCGAAACAUUCCAGAGUCUUACGGAUCACUACAUUGUUGAGCACGGUGUCCGUCCGGCUAGGUGUGACAUGUGCGAGAAGUCAUUUGGCAGAUACCAGAAUUUAAUCCACCACCUUGUUAUGAAACAUGGACCUUUCGAUAUGAGUGACGGAAAGGUCUAUCAGUUCCCGGAAGAAAAGAAUAAAAACACUUGCUCAAAGUGCGGCUUUAUUUCCGAAACAUUUGACGGACUGACCGAUCAUCUCAUUCUGAGUCAUCAGGUUCUAGAUACACUCAGGUGUGAUGUGUGUGAAGUUGUCUUCCAGAAAUCCAGAGAGAAGAGCUUCCACAUACAUAAGAUUCAUGGACCAGAGGCCAGGAUGGAAUUUCCGUGUGACAUCUGCGGUUUCAUUCUGGAGACGCGACGCGGCCUGAACUGGCACCGCAGUUACUACCACAGCAUCAGCACGAAGAACAACAAGAACCAGCUGUACUGUGCCAAGUGCGACUUCGAGGCCAAGGACUCCCAGGAGCUGAAGCUCCACAAGAAGACUCACCUUGAGGAAAGGAAGUUCUGUGAUAUCUGUCAGAAGACAUUCUCCAAAUCGACCGAUCUCAAAACGCACAUUCAGGCGGUCCACCUCAAGUCGAAGAGCGUGCCCUGCACCAUCUGCUGCAAAGAGUUCAGCCACUACCGCUACCUGGCAGCUCACAUGGAGUGGCACUCCAACGAGCGCAAGCAUCUCUGCAACAUCUGCGGACGCUGCUUCAAGAAGGCGGCCAUCUUGCGGGAGCACAUAGAGACGCACAAGGUGAUGUCGGAGAGGAACUACAAGUUCCGCUGCACGUACUGCGAGAAGCGGUACUGGGCCCAGGACAAGCUGCUUGACCACAUGAACAAGCACACAGGAGAGAAGCCCCACAUCUGCGACGUGUGCGGGAAAGGGUUCAGCUUCAAGAGCAUGCUCAACAAGCACAAGAUCUACCUGCACACGUCGGAGCGGCCAUUCAAGUGCAGCUGCUGCGAGAAGUCCUUCAAGUUCAAGCAGAUCCUCAAGAAUCACAUGGUCAUCCACACGGGCAAGUCCCGCUUCAUGUGUGACGGUUGCAAGCGGCCAUUCUCCUGCAGCGCCACCUUGAAGACGCACCGACCCAAAUGCAGGGGGGAGAACUCGUAUCCGCCAAAGCGGAAACCGACCCCGAAGCUUCCGACGCAGCACAUCAUGCCUCUGGCCGUCAAACAGGAGACGAUCGAGGUCGCCGUAACCCAGCAACAGCAGACCUUCCCUCAGCUCGUGGAUACCAUUGUCGUGGAGAUGAGCGAUGGCCAGCGAAGUAUCGUUGAUCUGAAUUCUUUGGAAGCGGCGGCACAGAUGGCAGACGCGGACAAUGCGGCGGCUACAGGAAUUUAUCUGUGCAGUGUGUGUAAUGCCAUGUUCGACAGCGUGAAUUCCGCGGAGGAGCAUAUUGCCAUAGAACACAGAGAGACUGACCCCGGUGACGAAUGUCAGGAUCCGACGGGAAACGAGAUCGAGGUGGAUGCGGAGACGGCGGCCAAGAUGCAGCUGCACUUCCAGGAGGUGAUGGAACCCAGCGAGGCAGACGCCAACAUUUCAUCCAUUAUAUCGGAGCUCCAGCAAAAAGUUAAAGCCAAAAUGGAACCUGUUAGUAUACUGCUGCCAAGUCAGUAAAACAGACAGAAGCAGACACCAAUAAAGUUAAAAUGAAACUGUUUGUUUACUGCUGGCAAGUCCGUAGAACAUAGCGAAGCUGAUGCUAAUAUUUCCUCACUUAUAUUGGAGCUCCAACAUAAAACUAAAGUCAGUCUGGAAGUUUAGUGCAUUAUUGACAAGUCGGUUGACCAUAAAGAAGCUGAUGCCAAUACUUCCUCCCAUUAUAUCAAAAUGGAACCUGCUAAGUCAGUAGAACCUAGAAAGGUGGACUCCAACAUUCCCUCCCAUUAUAUCAAAGCACCAACAUGAAGUUAAAGCCAAACUGUUGGUAUCCUGCUGCCAAGUCAGUAGAACAAGAGAAGUUAACUCCCAACAUAUCAUCUAUUAUAUCAAAGCUACAACAUAAAAUUAAUGCCAAACUGUUUGUUUACUGCUGGCAAGUCAGAAGAACAUAUUAAAGCUGAUGCCAACAUUUCCUCCAUUAUAUCAGAGCUCUAACGUGAAGUUAAAGUCAAACCUUGAACCUAUUGGUAUAUUGUAGCAAAAUUAACAGAACCUAGAAAAGCCGACUCCCAACAUUUCCUCCAUUGUAUUGGAGCUCCAACAUAAAGUUAAUGCCAAACUGUUUGUUUACUGCUGGCAAGUCAAUAGAAUAUAGCGAAACUGGUGCCAAUGUUUCCUCCAUUAUAUCAGAGCUCUUACAUAAAAUUAAAGUCAAACUUGAACAUAUUAUAUAGUAUACCAUUGCCAAGACAGUAGAACCAAGAGAAGUUGACUCCAAUAUUUCCUCCCAGUAUAUGAAAGCUCCAACAUAAAUUUAAAGAUAAAAUGGAACGUGUUAGUAUCCUGCUGCCAAGUCAUUAUUAGAACAUAGAGAAGUUGAUGCCAAUAUACACACAUGUAUGUUUCCUCCCAUUACAUCAGAGCUCCAACAUAAAGUUAAAGACAAAAUGGAACGAGUUAGUAUCCUGCUGCCAAGUCAUUAGAACAUAGAGAAGCUGAUGCCAAUAUACGUAUGUUUCCUCCCAUUACAUCAGAGCUCCAACAUAAAGUUAAAGACAAAAUGGAACGUGUUAGUAUCCUGCUGCCAAGUCAUUAGAAAUUGAGAAACUGAUGCCAAUAUACAUAUAUUUCCUCCCAUUAUAUCAGAGCUCCAGCAUGAAUUUAAAAACUAAUUGUUUAUAUACUGUUGGCAACAUAAGUUUAAAAAAAAGACUUAAUUGAAACCUGUUAGCAUACUGCUGCUAAGUCGGUGGAAGCUGUUGGUAUGCUGUUGCUAAGUCAGUGGAAGUUGUUGGUAUGCUACUGCCAAGUCAACAGAGCUGUUUAACGGUCUAGUCUGACUGCAGUCGAAUCUAGUCAUUACCAUGAUCACUAAAUAACCAAAAUAGUUUUUCGUGGGUUGUUUUGAACACAGGACAGACUGAAAAAAUAGUGUUUUCCAUUACAUUUGUAUUCUUGUACCUUGGCCAAAUGUUAAGAUUUCUUGUAUACAAGACAAAUCUAAUGGAUUAAUUG